Messenger RNA from Lachnellula hyalina, 1119 nucleotides. RefSeq names its product 2-oxoglutarate-dependent dioxygenase. Lineage: Eukaryota; Fungi; Ascomycota; Leotiomycetes; Helotiales; Lachnaceae. Gene Ontology annotation, molecular function: dioxygenase activity. The record is from RefSeq and is a predicted model, not a curated record. The transcript is spliced from 2 exons. Bases 1 to 1119 code for a protein of 372 amino acids.
AUGUCUACUACUACUACCACCAUAACAUCCACACUAGAUAGUGAGAUGCCAGCCAGCAAUCUAGUCCCGACUAUAGACAUAUCGCCCUUUAUCCUUGACCCUACGUCCCCCUUAGUCGACAAAAUUGUUGAAACAGCCAGAAAAGCAUGUAUCGAGACUGGAUUCUUUCAAAUCACAGGUCACGGGAUUUCAGAAGAGCUUCAAAGCGAGCUUUUUGAAGCUUCCAAGCAGUUUUUUGCUCUUUCCCCGGAAGAAAAACAAAGCCUUGAUGUCAACACAAAGCCUGGAAGGAAAGGAUAUGAUUCCGCGGAGGCAUACAAUGGGGAGAAACUUCCAGAUUUGAAAGAGCUAGUCGAUGCCACUAAAAUGGUACACUCUCAUUUGUUCGAAACUUACAGAUCUUGCCAGAGCUUUUUCCUCGGCCACGACAACUCCCCUGACGAUCCCGCAGUCCUCUCCCACCGCUUCUUCAUGGGACCAAACGUUUGGCCUUCCAAUUCGCUUCUCGCUUCAUCUUCAUUCCGCGAGCCGGUGGAGCGUUACUUCACGGCUAUAAAUAAUCUCGCUACCCAAGUCCUUGAUCUAGUAGCUCUUACUCUGCCGUAUGGACCUGACAUCUUCUCCAAUUUCAAAACUGGCCACGUAGUUGCUCCCCUCCGUCUCCUACAUUAUCCCCCAGGCAAACCUCUCCCCGGGACCGACCAUUCGAACUCAGACCAAGCGCAAUUAGGUGCUGGAGCCCAUACUGACUUCGGUGCAAUAACCAUCCUCCUCCAAGAUACAAAUCCAGGUCUUCAAGUCUUACAUCCCAAAACACAGGACUUCGUCCCUGUUCCUCCGACACCUGGCGCCUUUGUGGUGAAUGUAGGCGACAUGCUCACUGCAUGGACUGGGGGUGUUUACAAGAGUAGCGUGCAUCGGGUUAUCAAUGACAAUCCUGUUGAUCGGUAUUCUGCGGCAUUCUUCUUCAAUGGCAACUUGGAUUGUGAAUUGGACCCGCUGGAUGGGAGACAGCCUGUGCAAGGCGCAGAGGGUGUCGGCGGGAUAGGUACGAAGGGGUGGACAGUGGAAAAGCAUCUGAUCAAGAGGAUUCAACAGAGCUAUGGGGGACGGGAGUAG